Fonsecaea nubica is the source of this 798-nucleotide messenger RNA. RefSeq lists its product as hypothetical. The transcript has 2 exons. Lineage: Eukaryota; Fungi; Ascomycota; Eurotiomycetes; Chaetothyriales; Herpotrichiellaceae. The record is from RefSeq and is a predicted model, not a curated record. Gene Ontology annotation, molecular function: metal ion binding. Bases 1 to 798 code for a protein of 265 amino acids.
AUGACCGCCAACGCUACAACUCAGCCAUACGCGAUUCCCAACUACAUGAGUCAACAACCUUCCCCAGCCAGCUCUGCCUCACCCACUUCCCCUCGCAUGCACGACUACAUUCAGCAGCAUGCCCCCAAUCCGUACAAGCAGCUUCGGCCGCUCAAAUCCCCUCUCUACGUUCCUGCUGCCCUGCGGCCAACCGAACACUUCUGCACACCGUCUCCUAUGACCCCACCAAAAAGUCUGCAUGGAUCGUUGGACAGUCUGCAAGAAGACGAAGGUCGGACAGCGAGCCCAGAUUCUCAAGGCGAGCUGGCGCUGGACGCUUUUGAUCCUGAUUGGGCUCAGGAGGAGGAGCUGGGUGAAGUCACAGGCCCGCCAACCAGAGAACAUUGGAAGCCCGACGAAGCUUCACCGACUUGUGACUCGCCACAAUGUCGAUCAUCAUUCAGCCUGUUUGUUCGCAAACACCACUGUCGCCACUGCGGUCAUAUCUUCUGCUCCUCACACACCCCAUACACAAUUCCUCUGGACCAGGAUGCCCAGUUCCAUCCCGACGGCAUUCCCUCCCGGGCAUGCGACGUAUGUCACCGGCAGUAUCAACGCUGGGAUACGGCCAGGUCAAUCCGCCGCAAGAACAGCCAGAACAGCAAGGAUGACUGCAGCAACAACGGGAGCGGUCCUCCGACGCCUCUGGCGGGACCGACGGGUCACCGAAGGAUGAUUUCUAGCGGCCUUCGUACGGGCAAACCGGUCGCGGAGGUCGCUAACAGUGUACCCAAAGAUUGGGCCUGGAGCACUUUCUGA